CAACAUUGACAAACGAGUGCCGGUUGUGCGUUACAUUGUAAAAUCAACUCAGUGGCAAGCAAUGUACGAAAUGUAUGUUGGCAACUAGUCUGCAGGGGCUUAUGCUUUUCAUCAUGAACUACCAUAAAAUGCCAGUUACACAACUUAACCCAAGCUCAAUGCUGAUUUCAAUUCAGAUUCAUUUGAUACAUAGAUAACAUAAUGUUUACCAUCUGAGUGACAAGGAUACCUGCACCUUAGCCGGAGGGACGCAGUGUUACAUAGCAGGCAGCAGACACAUGCCUCGCGCAACAAUGCCAAUGACAGAAAUUGUCCAGUCUUGCUAUUGCGCCUUGUGUCCGUGCGACGAGAAUAGACAAACAGUAAUAUACCCGUCGCGCACACGGCUAGUCGUUACGCACGGAUAAGCAGUUAUGUUCUGGGAUGUUUUUAGUAGUUCUAAGUCAAACAUGGGGGUAGACUUGCGGCGAGGCUCUGAAAUGCAUCCUUCACCAGUCGAUUGUCUUUCGUCCCCGCAGCUGACAUUCCCUGUCCUGAACAGAAGUGUAGCCUAUGUAUAUGAGGGCCUGCUCUGGUGCUAAGGACACGAGGCAAAACGAUUUGGAUCAAAUAUCCCCACGUCGAGAGUCUGAAAGGUGGGGCCCCUGCCUGCUCGUGAAAGAGGGAGUCUGUAAACACCCUUGUGGAUGGUCCUCCUCCUGACUUAAGGCUUGUGAGACCUCAUUCUAUAUUUCUGUGAAGACUGCAUUGCAAGAACACAUCGCACGGGCCUGAGAUUUCAAUAUCGUGCAACAAUGGCACAACAAACGCCCGUUCGGCAACUUCGGAAACGUAUGCGGUGCGAGAGCACAUCAGCCUCGGUCCCCCAGUUCUGCAACUCGCCCACCAUGAUCGUGAUGGUGGGUCUGCCGGCCAGGGGGAAGACCUACAUCUCCAAGAAACUCACACGCUACCUCAACUGGAUCGGGGUGCCCACUAAGGUGUUCAAUGUGGGGCAGUAUCGAAGGGACGCAACGCGGAGCUACCAAAACUACGAGUUCUUCCGUCCAGAUAAUGACGAGGCCAUGAAGAUCCGCAAAGCUUGUGCACUUACUGCCUUGAAGGAUGUUUCUGCCUACUUCACACAAGAGCAGGGGCAGGUGGCGGUGUUUGAUGCCACCAACACCACUCGGGACAGGAGGGAGGUCAUUCUCAGCUUUGCCAAGGAGAAUGGCUACAAGGUGUUUUUCAUCGAGUCCAUUUGUGAUGACCCUGAAAUCAUUGAAGAAAACAUCAAGCAAGUGAAGCUGAGCAGCCCGGACUACAUCGACUGUGACAAGGAGGAGGCGGUGGAAGACUUCCUCAAGAGGAUCGAGUGCUACAAGGUCACCUACGUCCCCCUCGACGAUGUCAAAGACAGUCACCUAUCCUACAUAAAGAUCUUCAACGUGGGCUCUCGGUACCUGGUGAACCGCGUGCAGGACCACAUCCAGAGCCGCAUCGUCUACUACUUGAUGAACAUCCACGUGACGCCGCGCACCAUCUACCUGAGCCGGCACGGCGAGAGCGAACUCAACCUGGUGGGCAGGAUCGGCGGCGACUCGGGCCUGUCCCCGCGCGGCAGCACGUUUGCGUCCUCCCUCGGGAAGUACAUCAAGAGUCAGAGCAUCCCCAACCUGAAGGUGUGGACGAGCCACAUGAAAAGAACCAUCCAGACAGCAGAGUCCCUGGGCGUCCCCUACGAGCAGUGGAAGGCCCUCAACGAGAUAGACGCUGGUGUGUGUGAGGAGCUGACGUACGAGGAGAUCCAGGCCCAUCACCCCGAGGAGUUUGCCUUGCGCGACCAGGACAAGUACCGCUAUCGCUACCCCAAAGGAGAGUCGUAUGAGGACUUGGUGCAGCGCCUGGAGCCGGUGAUCAUGGAGCUGGAGAGACAGGAGAACGUGCUGGUCAUCUGCCAUCAGGCCGUCAUGAGAUGCCUCCUCGCAUACUUCCUCGACAAGAGCGCAGAGGAGUUGCCCUACCUGAAGUGUCCUCUCCACACAGUACUGAAGCUGACGCCCGUGGCCUAUGGCUGUAAAGUGGAGUCCGUGUUCCUGAACAUUGAGGCGGUGAAUACCCAUCGUGAUCGUCCGGCGGGUGAGGAGCCUCCCUGUGUCAUCCUGCCCCCCGCCCUCUACCGGCGCUCUCGGGCACAGCCCAUGGCCAGCCCCACCCCCACGCGUGCCCCGCGCCUUCAGGACCUGGGGGUCACCACUCUUAGUCUGGAGAACGUAGACAUCAACAGAGAGGAACAGGACGCCCUCACAACGGUCCCCGAGCACUUCUAGAGGGAGGCCAUCCAGAAACACUGAAGGGAUAGAGAGAGAGAGAUAAUCAGUCCUCGUGCACAAACUCUGACCUCAGAUGCUCCCCCACAUCAAGUAGGGAGCCCAAGCCACGCCUCUCCAUGGGACCCAAGGUGGAGAAAAGCAGCCAACGGGAGUCCAGAAAGGGUCUUUCCUUGGAAUCUCCCUCUCCUCCAUUGGUUUUUUUUUUUUGUGUGUGAUCUAAGGUAGAUCUUAGGUCCCGUGGAGAGGCGUGGCUGAGUCUCCCUAUGACUUUCACGUUUCCUCUUGUAUCACUACAUGGUGUCGUCCUGGUGUGUGUGACUCAGAGAGGCGCUCUGGGUUGUUGUUGUUGUUGUUUGAUGUCUAGAGCGGACGAAGGACUCAACAGAGAGCAUCUGCUCCUUUUAAAGUGAAGCAACUGCCCUAAUCUGCAUUAAGGCUACUUCCUCCAAGAAGGGACAAGAACUCUGCCUCCAAUGAAAAAAUACAUGAAAUGAAGCGAUGAAUAUUUUAAUUUAUGUGUAGAAUUCAAUUGUGAGGAACUUGUGAGGACCUCAGCUAUGGGUCAUGUGAUGUUGGGACUGUGAUGUUGGACUGAUAUCCACUACUACACUGUUACCCACAAUGCUUUGCAGCUGGAGAAUUCCGCUGCCUUCUUCUUUGAAUAAGCUUUGACCUGGGAACUUCGACAUGUGCUCCCACCAAUGUGCCUCAUCCAUGGCUGUGUAGACAUCUUGCCCCAGACAAACCAUGUGCCGUCAACAGGAAAAAGGUUUUAACACUCUCUCACACGCACCCCACCCCCACGCAUGCACAUCAUUGUGAAUAGGAACAAAGGGACUUAACCACUUCAGUGCACUUAAGGUACAAAUUGUCAAAGCCAUAAGCAUAAAUCCUUUAUACCGGUGGUUAUUUUGAAAGGAAAUAGCAUAGGUUGAAUUAUUUUCUGUUACAGCUACUGCAAUCUCUUUCUACAGGCAGUGUGUAUGUGGAUGCCACAGUAUACAGAAAUAUCAACAGCCUAGGCCUGGCCUAAUGGACUUGACUUUAUUCUGGAUCUGUGGCAUGUUAAGUGGGAUAGUUCCUUUGUUACCGCUCACAUCCAGACUGUUUCUAAACCUGCCAAUGUUCGUUUAAAACCAAAGUUAGAGGAGGGUUAUUGGAUAGAUUGAACAGAUAACUGAGGUUCAGCCUUUGACAUCUUCUAUUUUGUUGUUCUCAUCAUGGAUUGCAACAAAGUUCAGUAGUCUGGCAUGUCUCAAGACUCAAGCAUAGAGAUGGCCCCGUCAGUCAUGGAUGAAGGUUAACUUUCCACGUUGAAGGCAAAUUCGCACAAAUGUGUAUAGUCACACACUCACACACAUUUGAAAGUAUGCAACAUAAAUGUGAACCGAUGUCUGCACUUUUCCUGUACAUAUUUAUUGUCAACAUAUCACCUCUCUGAGGCAGAGGGGUAAUAUAACAAAGAUGGAUAUAGUGUAAAACUGACCUAAUUAACCCAUAUGUGGUUGUAAAGCUGAUACAAAAGACGAGCCAACAAUCUCUUAAUUG
Messenger RNA from Engraulis encrasicolus (European anchovy), 3860 nucleotides. Its product is annotated as 6-phosphofructo-2-kinase/fructose-2,6-bisphosphatase. Gene Ontology annotation, biological process: fructose 2,6-bisphosphate metabolic process; fructose metabolic process. Lineage: Eukaryota; Metazoa; Chordata; Actinopteri; Clupeiformes; Engraulidae. The transcript has 15 exons. The record is from RefSeq and is a predicted model, not a curated record. Gene Ontology annotation, molecular function: fructose-2,6-bisphosphate 2-phosphatase activity; 6-phosphofructo-2-kinase activity; ATP binding. Bases 795 to 2309 code for a protein of 504 amino acids. Gene Ontology annotation, cellular component: 6-phosphofructo-2-kinase/fructose-2,6-biphosphatase complex; cytosol.